Periophthalmus magnuspinnatus is the source of this 3324-nucleotide messenger RNA. It is a transcript of the gene camk2d2, whose product is annotated as calcium/calmodulin-dependent protein kinase (CaM kinase) II delta 2. Gene Ontology annotation, cellular component: neuron projection; cytoplasm. Bases 349 to 1989 code for a protein of 546 amino acids. The transcript is spliced from 21 exons. Gene Ontology annotation, molecular function: ATP binding; calcium/calmodulin-dependent protein kinase activity; calmodulin binding. Lineage: Eukaryota; Metazoa; Chordata; Actinopteri; Gobiiformes; Gobiidae. Gene Ontology annotation, biological process: protein phosphorylation. The record is from RefSeq and is a predicted model, not a curated record.
GCAUGAUGCGCGCAGAGUCUCCACAUUUGCAGCAACGGACGGACGCUCCCAACAAAACAGCCUGAAAUCCACGCACCAUGCUGCGCUCACGAGCCGUGACGAGCGCUUGAAGGAAAAUAAGAUCCUUGCAACAUUACGGAACCUUCCAUCUCUGAAGCUCUCACAGCAGCUGCCCUUUUGUCGCAGGAGCCGCCGAUGCGCUUCGGCUGUGCAUGAAUCUGCCUUCGGUCUGCGGGUCCAGGACACAAACCGGGAGGUGUCGUUGACGGGCGUGCGCGCGUGUGGAGGUGGAUUGAGUCCGUUGUCAGUUGAGUAGAGCCGCAUCUCACCUUUGGCACCUCCUUCAGGAUGGCGUUAACGAUCUGCACGAGGUUCACCGAUGAAUAUCAGCUGUUCGAGGAGCUGGGGAAGGGUGCGUUUUCCGUGGUCAGGAGAUGCGUGAAGAUCUCCUCUGGACAAGAAUACGCUGCCAAAAUCAUCAACACCAAGAAGCUUUCAGCCAGAGAUCAUCAAAAACUCGAGAGAGAGGCGAGGAUCUGCCGCUUGUUGAAGCACCCCAACAUCGUACGGCUCCAUGACAGCAUAUCAGAAGAGGGUUUCCACUAUUUGGUGUUUGAUCUAGUGACUGGUGGAGAGCUGUUUGAGGAUAUUGUAGCCAGAGAGUACUACAGUGAGGCCGACGCCAGCCACUGCAUACAGCAGAUCCUGGAGAGCGUUCAUCACUGCCAUGUUAAUGGGAUUGUCCACAGAGAUCUGAAGCCUGAGAACCUUCUAUUGGCCAGUAAGCUGAAGGGGGCGGCGGUCAAGUUGGCUGACUUUGGGCUGGCUAUCGAGGUGCAGGGGGACCAGCAGGCAUGGUUUGGUUUCGCUGGGACUCCAGGCUAUUUGUCCCCAGAGGUGCUGAGGAAAGAUCCAUAUGGAAAACCUGUGGACAUGUGGGCAUGUGGUGUCAUUUUAUACAUUCUUCUGGUGGGUUACCCUCCUUUUUGGGAUGAAGAUCAGCACCGCCUUUAUCAACAAAUCAAAGCAGGAGCAUAUGAUUUCCCUUCACCAGAGUGGGACACUGUUACUCCAGAGGCCAAAGACUUGAUCAACAAGAUGUUAACUAUCAACCCAAGCAAACGUAUAACUGCCGCUGAGGCCCUCAAACACCCAUGGAUUUGUCAACGGUCCACUGUAGCUUCCAUGAUGCACAGACAGGAGACUGUGGAAUGCCUGAAGAAAUUCAACGCCAGGAGAAAACUCAAGGGAGCCAUAUUAACCACUUUGCUGGUCACAAGAAACUUCUCAGCAGCAAAGAGUUUGCUCAACAAGAAGCCGGAGGGUGUUAAGGUCAACAACAAAGCCAACACAGUGACCAGUCCUAAAGACACUGGCCCUGCCCCUGCACUGGAACCCCAGACAACUGUUAUUCAUAACCCAGUGGAUGGAAACAAGGAGUCCAUUGAAAGUGCCAACACCACCAUAGAAGACGAGGACGUGAAAGCCCUCCGUCUGGGCAGCUUAGUGAGCGGCCUCUUGAGCUCUAAGAGUCGCUCCUCUCAGAUGUCAGAGUCCAGGCAGACCCUCACCUCCUCAGUCCAGACUCGAAAACAAGAAAUCAUCAAAGUCACGGAGCAGCUGAUCGAGUCCAUCAACAAUGGGGAUUUUGAGGCUUAUGCGAAGAUUUGCGAUCCUGGUUUGACCUCUUUUGAGCCGGAAGCCCUCGGAAACCUGGUGGAAGGACACGACUUUCACCGUUUUUAUUUUGAAAAUGCUCUUUCUAAAGGGAAUAAGCCAGUGCACACUAUCCUCCUAAAUCCACACGUGCACUUAAUCGGAGAGAACGCGGCGUGCAUCGCGUACAUCCGUUUGACCCAGUACAUGGACAGCGGCGGGAUGCCCCGGACCAUGCAGUCUGAGGAGACUCGAGUCUGGCACCGCCGGGACGGGAAGUGGCAGAACAUUCACUUCCACCGCUCCGGGUCUCCAAGUAUCCCCUCGCAUUAAUGAAAUGUCAGCUUGCGGUCUAUAGCAUCAACAGUAAGGCCAUCCACUAGCCAAUAGCUGACCAGUGAGCGCCCUUUUACCUCUGACCCUCUGCACAGGACACAGCUACAUUUUACUGUAAUGGAGUUUUAUCAAUGGACAUCAUUCUGACCCACCACCAGGUGGCAGCACAGUGUAUUUGGACAUUGAAAUUAGCAUAUUGGCUUUUUUUUCCCAAGAUGUUUUGGUAUGCAUUUUAAAUAUGAAAAUAGAGAUGUUUAAAACUCUACUGCUGUAAUCUCUGAAAGAUUUAUUCUGUAUUUUUAUGUGUAUUCAUGUGUGUGCAAUACUAAAAACAUUUGGAAGAUCAGAAUGUUCAAAUUGAGCUUGCUUUAUUUCUGGUGAUGUAUAUAAUUACAUUGUGAUUGUUGAACAAAAUCAAAGCCGAUAUUGAAAUUCUUACCAUCAGACAAAUUCCAACUUGACAUCGAAUCCAGUUUGUGAGCUACAUUUAUGUUUGCUAUGAGCUAAGUCAUACUGUUUGAAUUCUCCAGUUUUAAUAAUAUUAGCCUAAUUUAAUUGUAAAGAAAAGCAAAGCAGCUUACACUUUGCAUUAAGAUAUGUUUGCCUUUAUUAUCAGUGAAAUAUGAAUUAAGAGAAUGUAGCAUAUAUGUAAUAUAUGAAAAUUCAAGACUAUUGUGUAGUGCAUGGGGGGGUAAUGUGAGUAAGAUCAUAUGAAACUAUACUAUCUUCUGUUUGAUUUGUGAAUCACUGACUAGUUUGUUUGCAUAUGUUAUUAAUGUUGUGCAUCAGUCCUGUCAAAUGUUUCUAAUGCCAAUAUCAAAGAACUGUAAAAACAGUUACAAUGACUUUGACAUGAAAAUCAGAAAUUAUGAUCAAAAUCAUAUCAGACAAAUGGAUGCUCAAGCAUCACGACACUUUGUAUAAAACUAGAAGACAAAAAGGCAUUUUCAUAAUGUUUGUACUGUACUGUAUGAGUGUAUGUACGCUUUCUGUUGUCAUUUACCUCUUGUCAUUUCCAGUGUGUUACUUUGCCAGUACAGAGACUCUACUUUGGGGCAGGGGGAGGUCUUCCUGGACACCCACAGUGUCACCUCGCUGCUUCGGACAGUGGUAGUGUCUUUGUAAUCAUUACUGUAUGCUCUUCAAAAAUUGUCUUUUUUUCUUUUAUAAAGGGUAAAAAUGAUAAAGAUUUCUUUUGAUGAAAUGUAUGAUGUCAAUGCAAUGCACCGCUCCUUAUAUGGUGUGUGUUCUGUUGCCAGCACGGCAAUGGAUGGCUGAACAUGUUUAACAAAUAAAAUCAAAUCAAAUAUGUGAUAAUAAAUGAUGAAAGAA